AUGCGCAGCGUUUCGUCAUCCACACAUGACGAAAGACCACCUCCACCACCAUUACGAUUCAGCAGUGGUAGCGGUGAAAGAGAGCAAGCUGUGAUGGGUUUGAAGCCGUUGCCAAAAGAGCCUUCAGAACAGAAAAAGAAAAAGAGCCUUUCUAAUCCUUUUGUUAAGAAGAACAAAGAGAAGAAAGAUGAAAAGCCUACAAUUUCUGAACCUUGUAACUUCGAGCACACGAUUCAUGUUGGUUAUGAUCCUGAUACCGGAGAGUUUACGGGAAUGCCCGUAGUAUGGUCUAAAUUACUUCUAGCUUCGAACAUCACUGUGAAGGAACAAAGACAGAACCCGCAAGCUGUUCUGGAUGCUCUGAAAUAUUUCACUCAGAAAGAUACAAAAUCGAAAUGGCUACCUUAUCCGCAUAUGACGUUUAUAGACGCUCCUAGUCCUUCAGCCGGUUCUUCUCCUAGGAAUAGAAGUCCCGCUUAUUCAAAACCUCCUUUCCUACAGCAACAUAGCCCUUGCCCUGCUCAUUAUGGUUCUGCAACUUUUAUGCCUGGCUUACCACCUCCUUCUCCGAAGCCUGGAAGUGCAAUAAAGUCCUCCAAGUCAAGCAAUGGGUAUUCUAACACUGCUGAGAAUCGAAUAAGUAUGCCACCGAACUAUGCACCACCACCUGUUCCUGAAGAAGAUCCCGCUGAAAUAGGAACACCACCUCCGAUACCAGAUCGGCCUGCUCGUACCUUGAGUAUCUAUACGAAGCCAAAGGAGGAGGAAGAAAGAAUUCCGGAUUUAUCACAAGGCACUUUUGGUGUGCAGUCACGAGGAAGAAAGUUAGGAAUGAGCGAUGAAGAGGUGUUGAAACGGUUGCGAAACAUUGUGACUAUAGGUGAUCCUCAGAGAAGAUAUGACAAAAUUAAUAAAAUCGGAUCGGGGGCUUCCGGCUCUGUGUACACAGCUAUAGAAAUGAGCACGGGAGCGGAAGUUGCUAUCAAGCAGAUGAAUCUUAAAGAUCAACCCAAGAAAGAAUUAAUUAUCAACGAAAUUUUGGUGAUGAGAGAAAACAAGCACGCCAAUAUUGUGAAUUAUUUGGACUCUUAUCUCGUUGGAGAGGAGCUCUGGGUUGUUAUGGAGUAUUUGGCUGGAGGCUCGUUGACUGAUGUUGUCACAGAAUGUCAAAUGGAAGAAGGGAUGAUCGCUGCUGUUUGUCGUGAAGUUCUCCAAGCUCUAGAGUUCCUUCAUAGUCGCAAUGUAAUUCAUCGAGACAUUAAGUCGGAUAAUAUUUUGUUGGGUAUGGAUGGCUCAGUCAAAUUAACGGAUUUCGGCUUUUGUGCUCAAAUUUCUCCUGAGCACAACAAGCGAACUACUUUAGUGGGCACUCCAUAUUGGAUGGCGCCUGAAGUUGUUACCAGAACCCGCUAUGGACCUAAAGUAGAUGUUUGGUCUUUAGGCAUUAUGGCGAUAGAGAUGGUUGAAGGAGAACCUCCGUAUUUGAACGAAAUCCCCCUAAGGGCUAUCUACCUCAUAGCUACAAAUGGAAAGCCUGAUUUUCCAAGUAGAGAUAAAUUGUCGCCUACGUUCCAGGAUUUCAUUGAUUGUGCAUUAGAAGUAACAGUUGAUCAAAGAUGGUCUUCUUCCCAACUAUUAACUCACCCCUUUUUGCGAUGUGCCAAACCACUGGCGUCUCUCUAUUAUCUGAUCGUAGCGACUAAGAAAAGCAUAGCAGCUAGCUCCUAG
Messenger RNA from Auanema sp. JU1783, 1728 nucleotides. Lineage: Eukaryota; Metazoa; Nematoda; Chromadorea; Rhabditida; Rhabditidae. The record is from the annotation of a GenBank genome assembly.